GCACUUUGGGGCUCCUCGGGAGGAGUUUUUGUCCUGCCCUGGGAUCGCGGCUGGGGCUGGAGAGGACCCGGAGGCCCCGCUCCCGCCUCCAUUGGGGAAUUCGAGCCCCGACUUCCCCAAUUCCGCCCCGAUUCCAAAGGUUUGUGCACACAAGCACCGCGGGGAGGUCUCCGGGGCGGACCCGCAGAACCAGGAAACGCCGAGCCAAAACUUUAACCCUAAAUCUGGGAAAAGGCUCGUUCCCUGCCCCGGAGCCCACGAAAUCCCUGGAAAAGCUUCGGGAGCGGGAGGUGGCACCUCCUGGCACCUCCCGGCACCUCCCGAGCCCCGCGCAAAGGUCCCGGUUCCGCCCGUUUGUUCAAACAAACGCGUUCCCGGCGGGACGAGCCCCCGGGAAUAUCCAGAGGGAGCGCUCGGCUCUGGGGGAAUUCGGGAUUUUCCCGGAGUUUCUGCUGGCCCGGCACCCCCGGCCGAGGCUGCGGGAGCUUCCCGCGCUCCCGGAGCUUUUCCAUGAUCCCGGAUAUUCCCGGAAAUGAAAUCCCGCCUGGAUCCGGCUGUGCUGGGCUGGCCCGAGCUGACCGGGCUGGGAAUGUAAAAACAGGAAAACGGCUGAGCUCAUCCCAGCUCAUCCCAGCUCAUCCCAGUCCCCUCCCUGUCCCCAGCGGGCGUCCGGCCCUGAGCGGCACCGGGACCCCCCCCCCCGAAAACCUGGAGCUCCCCGAGAGCCUGGAGCCCCCCCAAAUCCUGGAGCCCCCCCACAUCGCCCCCGGGCCCUGCGGGGGGGUCCCCGCGGGGGUCCCGCCCCCGAGGCGCCGCUGCGUGUCCGUCCUGGAGCCCGGCACGGCCUGGGAUGAGGAGGAGGAGGAGGAGGAGGAGGAGGAGGAAGAGCGGGGCCCCGCGGUGUCCCUGCGGAGAUCCGGGACGCUCCGGGGCUCCCUGGACCCUUUCCGCCGGCACAGCUGGGAGCCGGGGAAGGAGCCGCGGGGCAUCCCGGGCUACGACCAGCUCAGCGGGAGCCCCGAGCUCGGCUCCAGCGCGGAGCAGCUGGGGGGGCUCUGGCGGCACCGCCGGGACCCCCGGAGAGCCCCCCUGGUGCACAGCAGCGACGAGCUGGACUCGCUGCUCUCGCAGGACGAGGAGGACGAGGCCGAUGUGAGGCGGGCACAGGAGGACGCGCGGAGGCUCCCGGCGCCCCUGGCCUGGCCCCGCUCCCGGGGCUGGUCCCGCUCCAAAUCCGCGUCGCUCGGUGUCAUCGCCAGUGUCCCCGGCGAGGAGGCUGCCAAAAUUCCCCCGUUCGCCUCCCAGCAGAGCCUGGUCAGCGGGUGAGUCCCCUCCGUGUCCCCUCCGUGUCCCCUCCGUGUCCCCUCCUGGCCCCGCGCUGUCCCCUCCCCGCUCCUGUCACAGCCCAUUCCCGUCCUCAUUAGGGAACGUUCCCGGGAACCGGCACCGGGAGCUGGCCCGGAGCCCCGGGGGACCGGGAUGGGACAGGGAUGGG
Messenger RNA from Poecile atricapillus (Black-capped chickadee), 1495 nucleotides. RefSeq names its product splicing factor, arginine/serine-rich 19-like. The record is from RefSeq and is a predicted model, not a curated record. The coding region runs from base 511 to 1326 and encodes 271 amino acids. NCBI's taxonomy places the organism in Eukaryota, Metazoa, Chordata, Aves, Passeriformes, Paridae. The transcript is spliced from 7 exons.